Arabis nemorensis is the source of this 294-nucleotide messenger RNA. Lineage: Eukaryota; Viridiplantae; Streptophyta; Magnoliopsida; Brassicales; Brassicaceae. The record is from the annotation of a GenBank genome assembly.
AUGACUUCGUCUUCGACCAAUUUUAAAUCCAUGGGAGAAGACAAAGACCAAGUUAAAAAAUCAGAUUCUAAGUUUUCUUCUCUCUUAAGGACUUGGAGAGGACAAAGCGAAGGUGAAUAUUCGACCAUACCUUCCUUCCUCUACCGCGAAGAGCUCUGUUUCUCACAUUCCGGCAAGCUGGUGAUAGCUUAUAUUCUGAAGACAUGGGAAUCGGAAUCAAAAGAGCAUAUGCACGCAGAUACUGGUUACUUCCGACCAAAACCAGACGGUUCCAUUGAAGCUGUCAUAGCUUAG